Cyprinus carpio (common carp) is the source of this 2156-nucleotide messenger RNA. RefSeq names its product olfactory receptor 52K2-like. Gene Ontology annotation, cellular component: membrane. The record is from RefSeq and is a predicted model, not a curated record. Gene Ontology annotation, biological process: G protein-coupled receptor signaling pathway. Gene Ontology annotation, molecular function: G protein-coupled receptor activity; olfactory receptor activity. NCBI's taxonomy places the organism in Eukaryota, Metazoa, Chordata, Actinopteri, Cypriniformes, Cyprinidae.
CAAAACAGCAUAUUUAGAGCUUGUCAUAAAUUUGAAUGAGUAUAAUGAAGGCUUCUAAGACAACACACCUCUCAUCUGACUGAUAGCUAAUUUGUUUUGUAUUGUCAUUUUAUUGCAACGGAAAGAAAAAAUUAGUUUCACAACACAGGGUUAUAUUUUUCACCAUGGUGUAAAUAUGUUUUUGAUUUUAGUGUAUCCGUAUGUUGCUAAGAGGGUAACUUGAUCGACUAUAAUUUCUCUGGUUUAUUAACACAACUUGUUGAAACAGAACAGGGCUUUUAUUCAGCAUGACGGAUCUUUCUGCACAAAAUAUUUCAUUCACAGACUUUAAGCUGAUUGGUUUCUACAGCUUAGGUGAAUGGAGGCCACUUUUAUUUAUUCCUUUCUUUCUGAUGUUUUUAUUGGCUGUCACAGCAAAUUCUAUUCUCAUGUAUUUAAUCAAAUCUCAAAAGACCCUUCAUUCUCCUAUGUAUGUAUUAAUAGGUGUUAUGGCAGUUUUAGACUUGAUCUUGCCAAUAUUUUUUGUACCUAACAUGCUUCUUAGCUUUUUAUUCAAUUGGAGUGGCAUAUCUCUGACUGGUUGUUUGAUACAAAUGUUUGGCAUUCAUUUUGUUGGAGCAUUUCAAUCAACUUUGCUUUUGUGGAUGGCACUGGAUCGUUACUUUGCAAUAUGCAAACCACUUAAUUAUCAUAAAUACAUGGAAAUUGCUAACUUUUCAAAAUUUGUUUUUGUGCCAUUAAUCAGAAAUGGAUUUUUGAUGGUCACUAUGGUCUCUUUAGCAGGAAAACUGUCAUUUUGUAGAAAUAUAAUUGAUCACUGUUUAUGUGAGCACAUGGCAUUGGUUCAGUUAGCCUGUGGAGAUAUAUCUGUCAAUAACAUUGUAGGACUUCUGUCUGCUUUCAUAAUCCCAACUACUGAUUUUAUUCUCAUUACAAUUUCAUAUAUUGUGAUUUUUACCUCUGUGUUUAGAUCUGGUAAGGCUCAUUUAAAGGCCAUAAAUACCUGCAUUACCCACAUCAUUGUUAUGACACUUAGUUUGACUUCUGCCUUGAUUGCAUUUAUGUCCUACAGAAUAAGGAGUAAUGUUUCUUCUAGCAACCGUACAUUUAUGAGCAUAAUAUACAUUCUGUUUCCAAGUUGUUUUAACCCAAUAAUCUAUGGGUGGAGAACAAAAGAAAUAAGACAAUCUUUUCACAAAUUUAUAAAGAAAAGAAAGGUUUUACCUUUUUAAAGUAUGUGAAUUCUGUUCAGCUGUAUUGUGAGAACUCUUUGAUUGUAUUUAGUUUAAUUGUGUUUUCGCAGUUGUCCUGUUGAUUCAUUUAUGGCUUUAUUCCAAAGCUAAAGCAGAUGACUUGUUGCCUCACUGCGUUUGUGUACAAAGGUACCUUGUGAAACAGACAGGCUUCUGUGGUAACAUAACAGUCUAAUAAUGCUUUGGUUUCCAACCAUGUUGCUGGAACCCUAUGAACACUGCACAAUUUGCAUGUCUCCUUUGUCUGACACACCUAUUUCAGACCUUGGAGUCUCUACUAUCGAGCUGACCUAAAUGAGGAGCUUUGGUGAUAACUAAACAAAUAUGUAAUUACUACAAUGCAUUUCACUAGAAUUGAAAUUUUAAGUUGAAAAAAUGGUCAAAGUCAUAAUAAUAUAAAUACUGAAACUGACUGCUGCCUGCAACUUUCAGACAUCAUUAUAUUCUUCAGCUCUACUGUUACAGAACUGCACACACAGAAUAGUGGGAUAUCAAAGGAUAAAUGUAUGCUACUUUCAAAAAUCGAUUAGAUGAAGGCAUAGACAUGUUGUGAUAUGAUUAUUGGAUUUGAAUAUGCCUUGUCGACCUAUGUACACUGCUCGUGAUUGCAGUAUAUUUCAGCUUUUAGACAGCCUCUGUUUAUAUAAAUUUCUAUAUAAAUUUUAUAUAAAUGCUAAUUGUGCUGAAAUGUUUUCAUUUAGUUUUUCAUUUUAUCUGUCUACUUAGUUUCUGUCAAGUUACAAGUUGCUAAAUCCAAGUGUUCAUUUCUCCACCCUGUCUCCACCCUAGACUGUGAAUGAUUACUCCGUAUAUUCAAUUCAUAUGAUCAUGUUUUUUUUGUUUUUUUUUUCAAACGAUUUUGACAGAUGGUUUACAAUUAAUAAAAGCUUUAUUAAUAAAUCA